AUGCCCAACAAGAAAAAGAAGUACAGUGCUAGGUUUCCACCUGCCAGGAUAAAGAAGAUAAUGCAAAAAGAUGAGGAAGUUGGAAAAGUCGCUGCAGCUGUCCCUGUUAUCAUUUCACGAUCUUUGGAGCUAUUUAUAGAAUCAUUGAUCAAAAAGACAAAUGAUUUGGUGAUUUUGAAGAAUGCAAAAACCCUAACACCACAACACAUUAAACAGACAGUGCUUCAAGACAAAGAAUUCAAAUUUCUAUCGGAGCUUGUGUCCUCGAUUCCAGAUAUCCAACCGAAUGAAGAUGACAAUCAACAGGAAACAGGUGCAUCCCUACCACGACAAUCGCAGCCAACUUCAUCGACAUUUAUACCAUCACACUCAACAUCUAACUUACCAAGUCCUAAUUUUGGGGGUAGAAGUGGGGCCAGUGGUGUGUUGGCAAAAGUUUCUACUGGUAAACCCAGAGGAAGGUAA
This is a messenger RNA of Helobdella robusta, 465 nucleotides long. RefSeq lists its product as hypothetical. The coding region runs from base 1 to 465 and encodes 154 amino acids. NCBI's taxonomy places the organism in Eukaryota, Metazoa, Annelida, Clitellata, Rhynchobdellida, Glossiphoniidae. Gene Ontology annotation, molecular function: transcription corepressor activity; RNA polymerase II general transcription initiation factor activity; transcription coactivator activity. The transcript is spliced from 4 exons. Gene Ontology annotation, cellular component: negative cofactor 2 complex; nucleus. The record is from RefSeq and is a predicted model, not a curated record. Gene Ontology annotation, biological process: negative regulation of transcription by RNA polymerase II; transcription by RNA polymerase II; positive regulation of transcription by RNA polymerase II.